CGGAGUUGCGGCCUCCCGCCGUCGCCCUCGAAGGGCUCGAUCUGUUUUCUGCCGGGCGGGGAAGAAGCGGCGAGUUAACUGCGGGAUCUUCGAAGUUCCCAAGACAGGGGCGCCCUCAGCCCGGUUCUCCCGGGGCGCUGCCGAGCAUGGGCGGGCAGUGCUGCUGCUGCUGCUUAUCCGAAGAGGAGAAAGUGAACAGGCUCCUGAGGCUGGAGAUCGAGCGGCGGCUGCGCCGAGACAAGCAGCAUUCCAGCAAGGAGCUGAAGCUGCUGCUGUUGGGGGCAGAACUGGAGACCAAGGUGCAGAGGUUUCUAGGGAACUUAAGACUAUUUCCAACCUUACUUUACUGAGAUACAGACAGCCGAAUACAGGAAGUUUAUUCAGAAAUUGUUUGGGAGGGGCAGCAACUGGCUUCUUAUCUAGAAAAGGUACAGGAGAGAGUGGGAAAAGUACAUUUAUUAAGCAGAUGAAGAUAAUUCAUGGAUCAGGCUUUUCAGAAGAAGAGCGGAAAAACUACACAAAACUGGUUUAUCAAAACAUAUAUUCUGCUAUGCAAGCUAUGGUGAGCGCUAUGGAUGCUUUACAAAUACCAUACUCAUCUGAACAAAGCAAGGAGGACAGCCAGAUGAUUGAAGAGGUACAAACAGACAAAAUAGAAACCCUGGAAAGAAAAUAUGCAGAAGCACUUAAGAGGCUAUGGAUGGAUCCAGGUAUCCAGGAGUGCUACCACCGACGGAGAGAAUACCAAUUGUCAGACUCAGCUAAAUAUUUCCUUUCAGAUUUAGAACGUAUUGCUAUGCCAUCAUUUGUGCCAAAUGAGCAAGAUGUCCUCAGAGUGAGAAUACCAACCACUGGAAUCAUUGAAUAUCCUUUUGUGCUACAAAAAGUUAUUUUUCGAAUGGUAGAUGUUGGUGGACAAAGAUCCGAAAGAAGGAAAUGGAUUCACUGCUUUGAAAAUGUGACCUCAAUUAUAUUUUUAGUUGCAUUGAGUGAAUAUGACCAAGUCCUGGCAGAAUCCCAUAAUGAGAAUCGUUUGGAAGAAAGCAAGGCCUUAUUUAAAACAGUAAUUACCUACCCUUGGUUUCAGAAAUCUUCAAUCAUCUUGUUCUUAAACAAAAAAGAUAUUUUAGAAGAGAAAAUUAUGUAUUCUCAUUUAAUUAACUAUUUUCCCCAGUUCACAGGACCAAAACAAGAUGUCAAAGCUGCUGGAGAGUUCAUUCUGCAGUUAUACAAGGAUCAGAAUUCAGACAAAGACAUCUAUGCCCACUUUACAUGUGCCACCGACACGGAGAACAUUCGAUUUGUGUUUGCAGCUGUUAAAGACACCAUCCUUAAUCUGAAUCUAAAGGAAUUCAACCUGGCAUGAAUAAAAAGGGAAUCCGCUACAUACCUUUGACUAUACUGCAAUUUUAUUUAUUACUUAUAAAAGAUAUUCUGUGUAAUAGAUUUUUAACAAUUGUUUGUGUCUUUGCUGAACCUGGAAAUAAGGUUAGAACUUUUUAAGGAAUAGGUUUUGAAUAUUCUGCUUUUAAUUUUUUGGAGGGGAUUUGUGAGCCUUUUGGUCAUAAUCACAGAGAUCCUUUUACCUUUCAUAAUUUAUAACAGAUGUGCAUUUGAACCUCGUUAAGGCCACAAGAAUGAUAGUUUUGAGACUAAUUGUAUUGCUGUUAUUCAACAGAAAGAGGGGUGCUUAGAUCUGAGUACUUAUUAAAUCUACCAUAUUUUCCGGCAUAGAAGAUGACUUUCUAAACCAUGAAAAUCUUCUCAAAAGUCGGGGGUCAUCUUAUACACCGGAAAAUAUGGUAGUCUUAUACGGCGAGUAUAGCCCAAACUCUAUAUUUUAACUGGAAAAGUUGGGGGUUGUCUUAUACGCCCAGUCGUCUUAUAUGCCGGAAAAUAUGGUAUUUUUAACGGUGCCUUUCUUCUUGUAGCCUUAACAGGUGGCAGCAGUUGGUUGCUCUUUUUUUAGGCUCAAGAAAAUAAAAUAAAAAACAACCCUCCCUCCCUGAGUACCUCAAACCUAAUUAUUACUUGGGUUUGAAUUAUCUAAUCCUCUCAGACUAGAUAAAAACUCGUCUGAAGGGAAUAGUAAAGUCUUCACAUGCUGUUCCUGUGAAAUUUGCAUGAAGUUACCAUGAGCCGAGUUUCAUUGAAGAGUAUUUAUUUUACUUGCAAUUAAACAACGGAUACUAAGAGUCUGUAUAUUUUUUUUCACUUAAUAGGCAACUACAACCGAUAGGUGCUUUUCUGGAAAUCUUGAUGUUUUAAUAUUAUUUGAAUUAAUAUUAAUAGGUUAACGAACCAAAGGCAGUUGUUUGAGGGACCCUCAAACAUCUAUCAGGAAGAGUAUAUUAUGGGUCCCAUCUUCCAAGAAGUUCCACCUGAGGGGAACAAAAAUAUAAGCUUUUUCUGCUGUGGUUCCGGCUCUCUGGAACCCAAGUGAGCUUGGCCCUGUUCCUUUUCCAGCUCUCUGAAAACCCUGUAAUAAAACAUGGUUUCCCCAACAACCAUAGGGAACCUGCAAGAUGGUCACACUAUCGGAUAUUGAUAUUCUCCCCCAAUCCUGGUUUCUAUUUGUGUUUAAUUUUUAAAUUGAUUGUAAUAUUUGUUUCUUAAUCAUUUGUUUACUGUAUGCUGCCCAGUGAAAUGGAUAAUUAUAUAAAUUUUCUAAAUAAACAGUGGCUUUCUAUUAUCAA
Messenger RNA from Crotalus tigris (Tiger rattlesnake), 2696 nucleotides. RefSeq names its product guanine nucleotide-binding protein subunit alpha-14-like. The transcript has 8 exons. Gene Ontology annotation, biological process: action potential; adenylate cyclase-modulating G protein-coupled receptor signaling pathway; phospholipase C-activating dopamine receptor signaling pathway. Gene Ontology annotation, molecular function: GTPase activity; guanyl nucleotide binding; G-protein beta/gamma-subunit complex binding. Gene Ontology annotation, cellular component: heterotrimeric G-protein complex. The record is from RefSeq and is a predicted model, not a curated record. The coding region runs from base 467 to 1366 and encodes 299 amino acids. NCBI's taxonomy places the organism in Eukaryota, Metazoa, Chordata, Lepidosauria, Squamata, Viperidae.